AUGAAGAUUUUCCAACUUUCAGUUCUGCAAGUCACCGAUGGGAAUGCAACCAAACUCUCAUCCGCAGAUGAUUUGAGUUCCUUUUCGUUUUACCAGCGUGGCUCGGUCGGCGAGUUCAUGACCUUUAUGGCAAAGACGGUGGCCGAGCGCACCGCGGCAGGGCAGCGACAGAGCGUCCAAGAGAAUUCUUAUACCGCUCAUGUAUACAACUCUGGACAAGAUAACAUCACAGCUGUGGUUAUUACGGAUCAGGAGUAUCCCGUCCGACCCGCCUUCUCUCUCCUUCAGAAGCUGAUUGACGACUUUGUGACGUCUGUGCCGAAGGCGUCGUGGUCCACCCCGUCCUCGAUUGAUUUCCCUGCGGCAAAAACAUACCUUGCCAAAUACCAGGAUCCCAAGAAUGCAGAUCAAAUUAUGCGAGUGCAGGCUGAGUUGGACGAAACCAAGGUCAUCCUGCACAAGACUAUCGAAGGUGUUCUUCAAAGAGGAGAAAACCUCGACAACCUCGUCGAGCGCUCGAACGCGCUGAGCUCCCAAAGCAAGAUGUUCUACAAGACUGCCAAGAGUCAAAACUCUUGCUGCACCGUCUUGUAG
This is a messenger RNA of Serendipita indica DSM 11827, 594 nucleotides long. The record is from the annotation of a GenBank genome assembly. Lineage: Eukaryota; Fungi; Basidiomycota; Agaricomycetes; Sebacinales; Serendipitaceae.